UGGGCAGCCGCCCAUUAUUUCCGCAGUAGUGUUCAGUCAGCAUGUCGCAACAGAAGCAAAAAUCGCAAGAGUCCAAUCCGACCGCCAGGUGGCGUUUGGAAGGAUCGCACAGAUGUGCCUUGGCCUCCUUUUUCGGGGAAUUUGUUGCCACUGCAGUCUUUGUUUUCGUGGCCUGCAUGGGCUGUGUGGAGACUCCAGUGUUCCAGAACUCCCAUUUCCGAAGUGGUCUCACCUUUGGCCUGGCCAUCCUGAUAGCUAUCCAAUGUUUUGGAUCAGUUUCGGGGGCCCAUUUGAAUCCUGCCAUUACCCUGGCCGCCUGGCUUUACGGAGCAAUUGGUUGGAAAAAGGCUAUUGCAUAUUUUGUGGCCCAGGCUACCGGAGCCUUGAUUGGUUAUGGAAUCCUCGUAGCUGUUCUACCAGAAAGUUCCAUCAAAGGAGUGGAUAAUCCAGCGGGUGUUUGCGUAACAGAUCUGGCCCCGGAAAUAAGUGAACUUCAGGGAGUUUUCAUAGAGUUCCUCAUCACUUGCUGUCUGGUAAUGGUGGCCUGUUCCGUCUGGGAUCCGCGAAACGCCAAGUUCCAGGACUCAGUGCCCGUAAGAUUUGGCCUCACCGUUUCCUGUCUCAUCCUCACAGCAGGUCUCUUCACGGGAGCCAGUAUGAACCCAACCAGAUCGUUGGGUCCCGCUGUUUGGAACAAUUCUUGGGCUCAUCAUUGGAUCUACUGGGUGGGUCCUUUGGUGGCAGGAGCUGUCACCUCACUGAUCUAUAAAAUGGCGUUUAAGGGCGAUGAAGAGAUCGAUUUGAGGAGUUCCGAGGCCAAAAUACGCAUGAUCGGGGAGGUUAUAGUGCAAUAA
Drosophila subpulchrella is the source of this 854-nucleotide messenger RNA. Its product is annotated as aquaporin AQPcic. Gene Ontology annotation, cellular component: plasma membrane. The record is from RefSeq and is a predicted model, not a curated record. Gene Ontology annotation, biological process: transmembrane transport. NCBI's taxonomy places the organism in Eukaryota, Metazoa, Arthropoda, Insecta, Diptera, Drosophilidae. Bases 42 to 854 code for a protein of 270 amino acids. The transcript is spliced from 2 exons. Gene Ontology annotation, molecular function: water channel activity.